AUGGACAAUUGACGGAUUUGCGGUAUAUUUAUGCGGGGUGUUCUUCGGGAUUUCCUAUUGGGAUUUUACGGGGAAAUUUGGUGAUGUAUGGAUGAUGAAUAAAUUGUGGUCUAAUACUCGGUGCCAUAUUACAUAUUUAUGUUUACAUGUACGUCGUUUAUCGGCACAGCAAAUUCGUUUAUCUUUCUUAGAGUAUUUUAAAGAACAUGAUCAUACAUACGUGCCUUCUUCAUCCGUUAUUCCGGAAGAUGACAACUCCGUUACAUUUGUUAAUGCCGGAAUGAAUCAGUUCAAGCCACUUUUUCUGGGUGCUAAAUUUACGGAAGGCAAAUUUGCUGCUUUGCGUAACGUUGUUAACUGGCAAAAGUGUAUUCGUGUUGGUGGCAAACAUAAUGAUUUUGAUGAUGUUGGCCGUGAUUUGACGCACCAUACAUUUUUCGAAAUGCUAGGAAAUUAUUCAUUUGGUGGUUAUUCGAAGGCAGAAGCGUGUCGGUAUGCGUGGAACUUUCUUACAGAUGUCCUCAGGAUACCAGCUGAUCGGUUAUAUGUAACGUAUUUCAGUGGAGAUGAAAACCUGAAAUUAAAGGAAGAUCAUGAAUGCCGCGAUAUUUGGAUUAAGUUAGGUGUUCCCGAAGAUCGUGUUCUUGGCUGUUGUUUUAAUCAUAACUUUUGGGAAAUGGCUGAAACUGGCCCAUGUGGUCCGUGUACAGAAAUUCAUUAUGAUCUUAUUGGUAAUCGAAAGGCACAAAAACUUGUAAAUUCAAAUAAUCCAACAGUAGUCGAAAUUUGGAAUCUUGUUUUUAUGCAGUUCACCAGGGAUAUGUCAGGCAGAAUCAGUAGUUUACCAACGUUGUACGUAGAUUGCGGGAUGGGCUUCGAACGAUUAGUGAGUAUUGUCCAAGGAUUGCGUUCUGCUUAUGAUACCGAUCUUUUUCUUCCAUUAAUGGAAAUUAUUUGCAAGUAUUCUAAAGUCGGAAGAUAUAGUGGACGAUCGGGGGAUAUCGAUACAGCAUAUCGGAUUAUUGCGGAUCAUCUUCGCGCUGCUUGUAUUAUGAUUUCAGACGGUGUUGAACCUGGUUCACGAAAUCGAGGGUAUCAUCUUCGACGGGUUUUGCGGCGUGCCGCAUUAAAUUUGACAUUAACACUUGGUGCGGAGCGCGGGACGUUGGCAUCUUUAGUGCCUGAUUUUGUUAAUCAUAUAACUUUAUUGUAUGACAGCGUUGCGGCAUGUGAAACUAUAAUAGUCAAAACGGUUAUGUCUGAGGAACAGUUGUUUUGGAAAAGUUAUGACAAAGGCACCAAAUUACUUGAACAUAAUAUUGCAUCUCAGCAACAUAUACUACCAGGAGAAAUUGCAUGGAUGUUGUCAGGAAAUUAUGGUCUUCCACUGGCAAUAAUUCAAAAAGUAUGCAAUGAAAAAGGGUUGAAAGUCGAUGUGGAUGGAUUCCACCAUUGUCUGACGAACUUUCAGAAAACUCAAAAAGCCGAGGAGGAGCCUUGGCAAAAAGUCGAUUUAGAGAAAAUGAUGCUGAGUGGUGUAAAGGCAACCGACGAUUCAGAAAAAUAUUGCUGCAAGCGGAUUAAAUUGGGUGAAUAUGAAUUUCCUAGCAGAACAGGUGCUGUUGUGGCAAUCUUUGAUGUCAAUGGUAAAAGUGUAAUGGCACUUAAGUCGGGAGAAGGAGGAUCUGUCGUUAUGGAUUCGACGGUUUUUUUCGCUGAACAAGGAGGACAGUUGUACGACAGAGGCAUCCUUCGAGAUAGUUUAAAUAAUGUUAUAUUUACUGUAAAUAGUGCUAAAAGGCGGAAUGGUUAUAUCAUCCAUACAGGGGAAGUAGCAAAUGGCCAAACAUUGGAAAAGGGCCUGAACUUGGUGCAAAUUAUAGAUCCUAAGCAACGGUUUUCGCUAAUGUGCGGUCAUACUGCCACCCAUAUUUUACAUUUUGCGCUUGAAAAAGUAUUUGAUGCAUCAGUGCGUCAGAUGGGUUCAUUUAUUGGUCCUGACAAGCUGCAUUUCGAUUUUUUUGUUCCUGAUGAAAAAUUUACCCUUGAGAAGAUCGAAGAAGUAAUGGCAACGGUGAAUAUGAUUAUUGAAAGUAACCUAAAUGUUACGGUAAAAUACAUUUUGCAAAAUGAACUAGGGUCUAUGCACAAGAAUUUCUCUGCCUUUGACAUUUCGCAGGAAGCAGCCUUCGAUGGCUCAUAUCGGAUUAUUACGAUUGAAAGCUCACAAUUACUUGGUCAAGAUAUCAUCGAGCCAUGUUGUGGGACGCAUGUUUGCAAUACAGGUGAUAUCGGUCGAUUUGUUAUAAUUGGACAGAAAUCACGAAGUGCCAAUGUGCGUCGAAUUUAUGCAGUUACAAACACUACUGCUCUAGAAAGUAUUCAUAAUGCGACGAAGCUCAACAAUGAACUGUCUCAUGCGUUGAGCGACUUUAGUGAAACCUUCAUCGAUACACAUAAAUUUAUGAAAGAGUUUCAAAAGAAUCUUCCAUUACCAUCCAAAUCCACAAUAUAUGAGAUGCUUAAAACAGUGAAGAAGAGGAAUAAAUACCUGAGUCGCAAGACUCGCUCAUCUGAUGCGAAUUAGCACAUCGUAAAACUGAUACAUACCUUUCACUGAAACAAUCUUUUACUAUUGCAAUAGUCUUAUUUAAGCAUCAUUUUGUAACAAAAAAAAAAAAAAACUCAACUAGCUUAAAUAUGAUGAAAGAUUCAAGUAAUGCAAACAAAAAUUCUGAUGUGAAAGGUUUUCAUAUCUUCCAG
This is a messenger RNA of Loa loa (African eye worm), 2763 nucleotides long. Its product is annotated as alanyl-tRNA synthetase. The transcript is spliced from 18 exons. Lineage: Eukaryota; Metazoa; Nematoda; Chromadorea; Rhabditida; Onchocercidae. Gene Ontology annotation, biological process: alanyl-tRNA aminoacylation; tRNA modification. Bases 92 to 2587 code for a protein of 831 amino acids. The record is from RefSeq and is a predicted model, not a curated record. Gene Ontology annotation, molecular function: nucleic acid binding; alanine-tRNA ligase activity; amino acid binding. Gene Ontology annotation, cellular component: mitochondrion; cytoplasm.